Molecule: messenger RNA, 735 nt
Organism: Penicillium riverlandense
Lineage: Eukaryota; Fungi; Ascomycota; Eurotiomycetes; Eurotiales; Aspergillaceae
Product: putative cyclin
Exons: 1
Coding region: 1-735 (244 amino acids)
Source: RefSeq, a predicted model, not a curated record
AUGCUAAUAUAUGGACAGUUCUUCGAUACGAAUGCCCGAGGCAUCAUCGGCCUCGAAAGGCUCAUGCUAGAAGCCUCCGGAUUCGACUUCCGGACUCGCCAUCCCCAAAAGACGCUGAUGAAAUUAACCCGAAAAUUCAACCUGACACACGAUUCCGAAGUGUCUCGCCUGGCCUAUCGUAUCUCACUGGAUCUCUAUCGGACCUUUGCCCCCGUCAAACAGGCAUCGUCAGCCAUGGCAUUUGCCUGUCUCGAGCUUUCAGGGCGACUACUGGAUCAGCGCAUUGGAGCCGUCGAGUCUGGGGCGGAGUAUGAGCAGUGGAAUACAACCCGUGAAGAAGUUAUGGAAACCCUCUUCGACCUCCUCGAACUUUAUACCGACCAGCGCUCAUCUACGAUUGUGGGACCUCAAUUCCCCGCCGACCGCUUCUUGACAGUCCGCAUUCCGCUCAACCAAGAAGCAGAUGCGCAGCAUAUCCCACGGUACACGCGCUGGACAGAGCGCCCGCGCAUGUCCAAGACCUCGCCCAGGGAAUCCAAUGGCGCUGGUACGUUGCUGCGGCCUAACCAUCCGCUAACUCCGAUUGCUGCGAACGGCGACCGCCUGAAAAUGAAUGACCGUGGUUCUGACGCUGCGGUCCGGUUUAUGUUGGAUCCUGUUUGUGCAGAGGAGGAGAAUAAGCAGGUUACGCAGUAUUUUACUGUUGAGAUGGAGGAGUAUGAGGUCGAAGAGUAA